Molecule: messenger RNA, 3163 nt
Organism: Gasterosteus aculeatus aculeatus (three-spined stickleback)
Lineage: Eukaryota; Metazoa; Chordata; Actinopteri; Perciformes; Gasterosteidae
Product: solute carrier family 23 member 2
Biological process (GO): transmembrane transport
Cellular component (GO): membrane
Molecular function (GO): transmembrane transporter activity
Source: RefSeq, a predicted model, not a curated record
GCAGCAGGCACAUGACCGCCUUCAGAGGAGCUAAAGGCCACAUUCGCUCAGCGCAGGACCAGAGAGGCUGCCGACCUGCAGAGGAGAGAUUACAACACAUUUAGGCCGCUCACUUUGUGACUGUAAUACAAGGUUUCCGUGGCGACGGACGCCGUUUAACGUUGGGCUUCAGUCACUCAGGGCUCUGCUCCCACCGCUGACCGAACGCCAGCCGGCCCGGGCCGUGUCACAAUGCGCCUCACGACGGAGGAGAAAGUAGAGUUGGGACUGAAGGAGCAGGGGACAGUCAACCCGGCGUUCGGGGACAAAGACAACGAUGAAGCGCCGCAGCUCGCCCCGGACAUCGCCGAGCCGCAGACGGAGGCCCUGGACGAGGCCCUGGACAAAGGGCCCGAUCUGGUCUAUGCCCUCAACGACCGGCCGCCCUGGUACCUGUGCAUCCUGCUCGGCUUCCAGCACUACAUCCUCGCGUUUGGGGGCAUCAUUGCAGUCCCGCUGAUCCUGGCCGAGCCCCUCUGCAUCAAGGACAACAACGUCGCCAAAAGCCAGCUCAUCUCCACCAUAUUCUUCGUGUCAGGAUUAUGUACGAUACUGCAGACGGCUCUGGGUACCAGGCUACCGAUCCUGCAGGGCGGGACGUUCAGUUUCAUCACGCCGACCCUGGCCAUCCUCGCCCUCCCCAAGUGGCAAUGUCCGGCGCCAAAAGACUCUGUGACGGCCCCCACGCCGCUGCAGAACAGCACGGGCCUGCCGGAGAAUGACAACUCUGAUGAGGUCUGGAUGUCACGGAUGCGUGAGAUCCAGGGAGCCAUCCUGGUGUCCUCUCUGCUCCAGAUCGUCCUGGGCUUUUCGGGGCUGGUGGGUCUGGUUCUGAAAUACAUCGGCCCGCUGGCCAUCGCCCCGACCAUCAACCUCAUCGGCCUGUCCCUGUUCAUCGAAGCCGGGAAGAAGUCCGGAGGUCACUGGGGAAUCGCUGCUCUCACGGUGUGUCUGAUCCUGCUCUUCUCGCAAUAUCUCAGCAAAGUCAAUGUUCCCAUGAUUGCUUACAAGGACAAGAAGUGGAAGGUUUUCCAGUAUCCUCUCUUCAAGCUCUUCUCUGCUUUGUUCGGGAUGUGCGGCGCCUGGCUUGUCUGCUUCUUGCUGACCAUCUUUGACGUCUUCCCCGCAAAGUCCGAUGAGUACGGCUUCUCGGCCAGGACCGACAUCAGCCUGGACGCCGUCACCAACUCCCCAUGGUUCCACGUGCCUUACCCGGGUCAAUGGGGUAUGCCCACAGUGAGCGUGUCUUCAGUGCUGGGCAUGACGGCGGGGGUCUUGGCAUCCACCAUGGAAUCAAUCGGCGACUACUACGCUUGCGCUCGCCUGUGCGGCGCCCCCCCUCCGCCGACUCACGCCAUAAACCGAGGCAUCGCGGUGGAGGGCAUCGGCUGCAUCCUGGCCGCGCUGUGGGGAACUGGAAACGGUACCACCUCCUACAGCCAGAACAUCGCCGCACUCGGUAUCACCAAGGUUGGCAGCAGACUGGUCCUCCAGACGGCCGGGAUUCUGAUGAUCAUCCUGGGGAUCUUUGGGAAAUUCGGAGCAGUUUUUAUCACCAUCCCAGACCCGGUCAUCGGAGGCAUGUUCCUCGUAAUGUUUGGAAUGAUCGCAGCAGUGGGAAUAUCCAACCUCCAGUAUGUUGACCUGAACUCGUCCCGUAACCUGCUCAUCCUCGGCUUCUCUACCUUCAGCGGUCUCGUUUUACCGACCUGGUUUCACUCCAACCCCGGCAUCAUUGACACAGGGAUGAAAGAGCUGGACCAAGUGAUCGUGGUGCUCUUCACCACACACAUGUUCAUCGGAGGGUUCUUUGGGUUCGUGCUGGACAACACCAUUCCAGGCACCGAAAAAGAGCGGGGCAUCAAAAGCUGGCAAGACGAAGCGCAACAGGGAAGCAAAAACCUGUGUGACGAGUCGUGCUAUGACAUCCCGUACUUAAACAGUGUUUUUAAGCGAUUUAAAUGUUUCCAGUACUUGCCCUUCCUCCCUUCUUAUAAGACCAGGCGAUAGGGGACAUCUAAUGAACCAUUAAAUGACGUGGUUUGCAUUGGUGCUGGCUUAUUAGCCCCAUGAAAUCAACCAGUUAACAGUUGUAGAGGUUUUAUUAAAUUACAUGCAUGAAUCUAAACCCUGUAACUUCUUUAGGACUCCCUAAGAUGAACACAUUAGUCCGUGUAUAGGCUAGAACAUUAACUCAAACACUAUUGACUUUCUACUACAAAGUGGAGGUACCGUGUCUCCUUGCAGUUGGAAUUAAAAACAAAAACCUUGAUGUAUAGGUUAAUAAAACAUCUGUAGUGCCUGAACAAACAAAGAGCAGCAUGAUACACUCACGAAGAGCUUGCAAAAAAAACAUUAAUUAGACCAGUGGUUCCAAAACCUUGAGCUCACCUUCGACGAUAUAGUAACAUGGAAGGUUAAACUUCUAAAGUUAAACAUAUUUAGAUCAAAAUUCUGUAUCAAAAGUACCAGUAUUUUUCAUUGUUGUUGUCUAAAGCAGAAUCAUCAUAAAAUAAAUAAAGAUGUGCACUGUUUAAAGUUAGCCAGUGUGUAAAGACUGUUACUUUCCAGUGAAUCUUCAUGUAGCUGCUGAGUAGCCACUGUUCAGGUGUUACAGAUGUGUAGUGACGUUUUCAGCAGGAUCAUUACUACCUCAUCUAGAACAGCAACUUACAGGAACAGAUUGAUGGAAGACUUUUUCAUAGUUUAUAAUAUAGAAUUAAUAAUUCUAACAUGAACACACAGGGUUACUGCUUUAUAUAUUGCAUUGUGUCUUUUGUCACUGUGUAGCAGAACAGCUCUUUAAAUUAUUUUUACAUGUAACACUUUUGCAUUUUAAAAUACAUGUAUGUGCAAUUUUGCUAAUUUUUGUACGAUCAUUUUCAAAAGGUCCUGAACUGUGAUGGGUUGUUGUUAAAUCAAUUCUGAUGUUGAUACUGACUUUCCUGUGUACCAAGUUCAACUUGAGAGCAGUUUUCCACAGGUUUUGAGAAUACAAACCACAUCACAAAUCCAAGUUUAAGAGCACAGGUUUUAAUUUUAAAAGAUAAAAAGUUUUGGAUAUAUAUAAAUAAGGGAAUUGUUCACUUGUCAAAAUAAAGACAAGUUAUACUUGGUGCACGUA